This is a messenger RNA of Ornithorhynchus anatinus (platypus), 1829 nucleotides long. RefSeq names its product core histone macro-H2A.1. The coding region runs from base 101 to 1219 and encodes 372 amino acids. Gene Ontology annotation, molecular function: DNA binding; structural constituent of chromatin; protein heterodimerization activity. NCBI's taxonomy places the organism in Eukaryota, Metazoa, Chordata, Mammalia, Monotremata, Ornithorhynchidae. Gene Ontology annotation, biological process: nucleosome assembly. Gene Ontology annotation, cellular component: nucleosome. The transcript has 9 exons. The record is from RefSeq and is a predicted model, not a curated record.
GUGGGGGAAGAGAGGGAGAGAGGGAGACAUCCAGCCAGAGGCAGGAGACAUAUUGCUGCGGGAGCUGCGCUAGAGCCCUUCUACACCCAGGACGAACAGAAUGUCUAGUCGGGGCGGGAAAAAGAAGUCGACCAAAACCUCCCGCUCGGCGAAGGCCGGGGUCAUCUUCCCAGUGGGUAGGAUGCUGCGCUACAUCAAGAAGGGACACCCCAAAUACCGCAUCGGGGUCGGUGCCCCUGUCUACAUGGCUGCCGUGCUCGAGUACCUGACCGCGGAAAUUCUGGAAUUGGCUGGAAAUGCAGCAAGGGACAACAAGAAGGGGCGAGUCACUCCCAGACACAUCCUGCUGGCUGUAGCGAAUGAUGAAGAAUUGAAUCAGUUAUUGAAAGGGGUGACCAUUGCCAGCGGGGGAGUAUUACCCAACAUCCACCCAGAGUUGCUAGCCAAGAAGCGGGGCUCCAAGGGCAAGCUGGAAGCCAUCAUUACAGCACCCCCCGCCAAAAAGGCAAAGUCUCCACCCCAGAAGAAACCUGUCUCGAAGAAAGCGGGGGGCAAGAAGGGAGCACGGAAAUCUAAGAAGAAGCAGGGUGAAGUCAGCAAGGCAGCCAGUGCAGACAGCACAACGGAAGGCACACCUGCAGAUGGCUUCACCGUGCUCUCGACCAAAAGCCUCUUCCUUGGCCAGAAGCUGAACCUAAUUCACAGUGAGAUCAGUAAUUUAGCCGGCUUUGAGGUGGAGGCCAUUAUCAAUCCUACCAAUGCCGACAUUGACCUUAAAGAUGACCUAGGGAGCACCCUGGAGAAGAAGGGGGGCAAAGAGUUUGUGGAAGCAGUGAUUGAACUUCGGAAAAAGAACGGGCCCUUGGACGUGGCUGGAGCUGCUGUCAGCGCAGGCCACGGCUUGCCCGCCAAGUUUGUGAUUCAUUGUAACAGCCCCGGGUGGGGCUCGGACAAAUGUGAGGAACUUCUGGAAAAGACCGUGAAGAACUGCUUGGCUUUGGCAGAUGAGAAGAAGCUGAAAUCAAUUGCAUUUCCAUCGAUUGGCAGUGGCAGGAAUGGCUUCCCGAAACAGACGGCCGCCCAGCUGAUCCUGAAAGCCAUCUCCAGCUACUUCGUGUCAACAAUGUCCUCUUCGAUCAAAACGGUUUAUUUUGUGCUGUUUGACAGUGAGAGUAUAGGGAUCUACGUCCAGGAAAUGGCCAAGCUCGAUGCCAACUAAGGCACCAGAGCUACCUAACCGCCCUACUCCCAAUUUGCUUCCUCCCCCUCCCUGCCCCCCCAACACCCGCCCUCCCCACCCGCCCAUCCUCUACGAAAAAAGUCCCAAACUCCUUACUGUGAGGCAACCCCCUUUCUUUUCAAUUUUGCUCAUCUAGGGAAAUAUGAUUUUUGGUUUUCAGUUUGGGUUUUGGUUUUUUUUUUGACCUUCUAAAAAUGUUUGGUUAGCACUGAUAGUUGGCAUUACUGCUGUUAAUGCACUGUAUCCCAAGCCUUGUCCGAAUUUUGUGUAAUCUAGGAGAUUUUAUAGUUUUAUUUUAAUGAAUUCCAGAAUGAUCCAGAGCAUAGUCGGAAGUACGUUGUCUUUUCCAUGUGAGAGAAACCGGGAAGCUCUAUUUUGUAACUGUGUUGUGGUGCUUAAUUGUCCAUCUGGUGGCGUUCCAUUCAUUUUUUUACAAAAGAAAAAACAAAAAAACAAAUGCUAUAGACCUAAUUUGUGUUUACUUAUUGUCUUACUGAUGGAACAGGGGAAAGAAAAAACUGUUGUCCUUAAUUAUAUUUGCAAUUUGGAAUUUGUGUGAAUUGAUUUAGUAAAAUGUCCAACUGUUGGU